UCAAAAUUAAAGAAAGAAGAACGCACCGCGACCAACUCACAUUCUUGUGUCGCUGCUGAGUAAUCUUUUCUUUGAAAAAAUAUAUUGCUAUAUAUAUUUACGCUUUGCUGUGCCGUUAAAUAGUCUAAUAAAUAGACUAGCAUAUUUUAGUGUUACAAUUAUAUAUAGAUCUACACAGAAUGACUUCAACACCUUUCAACGUCGGUCUGACUGAGGGCACGCGAUCAUCAAGCAGGGUGCUUCGCCCUCCUGGUGGCGGACACACCGAUAUCUUCGGUGGAGACCCGGAGCCCCCACGCGGCCGUCGUCUGGCGUCUGCCAUUGCUAUUGCAAAUGCCAAUUCAAAUGCUAAUAUAAAUGCUGUUCCAGUCGACGAGCCAGCCAAGCCAACGAAUGGCACAGUUUCACCGCCCCGCAACGGUCAAAACACUCCUGAGUCACCUAAAGAAGAAAGAGUGGAGUCUAUUCCGGAAGUUCAACUGGAGGCGCCAAUUGUUGAAAUACCCACCAAGACUGAGAGCAAGCCGGAACCGGCAAUAUUUAAUGAGCCAGCCAAGGCUGAGGCCCCGAAACGCGUACGCGUUCCACCUGGUGGGUUCUCAUCAGGGCUCUGGUAAGACUGGAUAUUGCUAUAAAGCUUAGUUUCGUGGCAUAAUUAAGAUUCUCGCUGGGACCAGUUGAAAUUAGGCUAGUGUUUUGUUAUGAAUGUGCAAAGAUUGUAAUUUGUAUUAGAAUUGGCCAGUAACAAAUAGGUGUUUAAUUAUCAAUUAAUAAUUAUAAAUUCUUCCUCAAAAAGACUUGUGCAUUCAGAAUGAAGUCGAAAUAAUUGUCUCAAAUCGCUUUGUCAUAAAAUAUAAUUAUGAAAAUAAUAAAUACAGACAUUAAUUUAAAAUAAAACCUAUAAAUUUUA
This is a messenger RNA of Achroia grisella, 910 nucleotides long. RefSeq names its product jupiter microtubule associated homolog 1. Gene Ontology annotation, cellular component: nucleus. Bases 180 to 617 code for a protein of 145 amino acids. The record is from RefSeq and is a predicted model, not a curated record. Lineage: Eukaryota; Metazoa; Arthropoda; Insecta; Lepidoptera; Pyralidae. The transcript is spliced from 3 exons.